Messenger RNA from Aspergillus candidus, 3675 nucleotides. Its product is annotated as putative DUF221 domain protein. NCBI's taxonomy places the organism in Eukaryota, Fungi, Ascomycota, Eurotiomycetes, Eurotiales, Aspergillaceae. Gene Ontology annotation, molecular function: calcium-activated cation channel activity. The transcript is spliced from 3 exons. The coding region runs from base 580 to 3471 and encodes 963 amino acids. The record is from RefSeq and is a predicted model, not a curated record. Gene Ontology annotation, cellular component: plasma membrane.
CAGAACAAACCAGUCUCCAUCCAAACCAAGUUAGCAUGUUCCAGAUUCAUGCCUCCACCCGGUACCUGAUUGGCACCCCCAAAAUAGAUUCUUUUUCUCUGUCGCCCCCAGCUGGAUGAUGGAUUCGAUGGAUGGCCUUGCGUCUCUUUCACCUUUUCGGUCCAGGGCUGACUUGGCCUUGACGGGUCACGUCGGUCAGGGUCAUUUUCCCUGGUCAUGACCAUCAGGGCCAGCUUCAAUGCCAGGUCAUCAGGUACAUUCUUCCAUUGGUGUAUACGCUUGGAUUGUGAUGGAGUUCCCCCCACUCAGGAAAUCAAAUUAACCUGGGAUCCUCGUGCAUGUUCCAGACUGACCGAUCUGGGCUCCACUUGUUUGCUCCUCCACCAACGAGACGGGCAUCGGUUUCUGAACGUUUCUUGCUUUCUUUCUUCUUUCUUUCUUCUGUUUUCUGUUUUGUCUUUCUUCCGGCUCUGUGGACCUGUUCUGUUCUUUUCCUGUUCCUGACUCUGCCAUACUCUCUUCGGAACUCUUGCCUCCCUCCUAGAGUCCUCCAUCCAUGCAGACAUCAUCUCCCCCGUGAUGGACCGGACAAUAUCGCCCCGGAGUGACAGUGGUCCAUCCUCCACAGACCAGUUUCUCAAACUUAUCCAGGAUCCCUUCAAAUCCGCGUUUCAAGUCAACGCCGUCUGGGCCUCCCUGGCCACCUCCGCCGGCUUCGCCGUCAUCCUCGCCCUGCUCUUCUCCCUCUUUCGUCCGCGCCAUUCCGUCGUCUACGCCCCUAAGGUCAAACAUGCCGAUCGCAAGCACGCGCCGCCCCCGGUGGGGAAGGGCAUGUUCGCCUGGCUCAAGCCCGUCCUGCGCACCAAGGAGUCCGAGCUCGUCGAGUGCAUCGGCCUCGACGCCGCCAUCUUCCUGCGCUUCACCAAGAUGUGUCGCAACAUCUUCAUUUGUCUGAGCAUCAUCGGCUGCGGCGUCAUGAUCCCGCUGAACCUCACCCAGAGCAACAUGUCCUCCAGGGAUACCCUGUCCGCCUUUGCGACCAUGACCCCUCUCUACAUUAAGACCGAGGCCGCGUGGAGCCAGGUCGUCUGUGCCUGGUGUUUUGAUAUCAUUGUUGUUUUCUUCCUCUGGCGCAAUUACAAGGCCGUUGCCGCCUUGCGGAGACGGUACUUUCAGAGCUCCGACUACCAGCGCAGUUUGCACGCGCGCACCUUGAUGAUCACCGAUAUCCCCCAGGCCGCUCGUUCCGAUGAAGGCGUCCUGCGCCUGACCGACCAGGUCAACCCCACCGCGGCAUUGCCCCGCGCGUCCAUCGGCCGCAACGUCAAAGGGCUCCCGGUCAUGAUCAAGGAUCACGAGGAGACAGUGCGCAAGCUGGAAUCGGUCCUCGCCAAGUACCUCAAGAAUCCGGACCGGCUACCGCCCCGGCCCACCAUGCGGAUACCGCGCAAAGAACGGCAGCUGAAGCAGGACGGGGGCAAGGUCGACGCCAUCGACUACUUGACGGACCGCAUCCAGCGCCUCGAAGAGAACAUCCGCCACGUGCGGGCCUCGAUCGACAAGCGGAACGCCCUGUCGUUCGGCUUCGUCAGCUGGGACAUGAUCGAGCACGCCCACGCCGUGGCCUACACGGCGCGCAAGAAGCAUCCCCAGGGCACCACCAUCCGGCUGGCCCCGCGGCCCAGCGAUCUGAUCUGGGAGAACCUGCCGCUGUCGAAGCAGGGCCGCCGGUGGAAGCGGUUCGUCAACAUGAUCUGGGUCUCCAUCCUGACGGUGCUGUGGAUCGCCCCCAACGCGAUGAUCGCCAUCUUCCUGUCCAACCUGUCCAACCUGGGACUGGUCUGGCCCGCGUUCCAGACGUCGCUCAACGGGAGCCCCUACGUUUGGGCCGCCGUCCAGGGUAUUCUGUCCCCCGCCGUCACCUCGCUCUUCUACAUGAUCCUCCCCAUCAUCUUCCGCCGCCUGUCAAUCCAGGCGGGCGACGUGACCAAGACCUCGCGCGAGCGCCACGUCCUUAACCAUCUCUACUCCUUCUUCGUCUUCAACAACCUGAUCGUCUUCUCCCUCUUCUCCGCCGCCUGGACGUUCGUCGCCGCCGUCAUCGACGCCAAGAACCACGACGAGAACGCCUGGCAGGCCAUCCAGGACGGCGAGUUCUACGGCAAGGUGAUGAGCGCGCUGUGCCAGGUCUCCCCCUUCUGGGUGACGUACCUGCUGCAGCGCAACCUCGGCGCCACGGUCGACCUCGUGCAGCUGGUCAGCCUGUUCUGGGUCUGGUUCUCCAAGACCUUCCUCGCGCCGACGCCGCGCCAGGCGAUCGAGUGGACAGCGCCGACGCCCUUUGAGUACGCCAGCUACUACAAUUACUUCUUGUUUUACGCGACGGUGGCGCUCUGCUUCGCGACGCUGCAGCCCAUCGUCUUGCCCGUCACGGCGCUGUACUUCGGCCUCGACGUGAUGAUGAAGAAGUACAUGCUGCUGUACGUGUUCGUGACGAAGAACGAGUCGGGCGGGCUCUUCUGGCGCGCCGUCUUCAACCGCAUGGUCUUCGCCACGGCCUUUGCCAACGUCAUUAUCGCCCUGGUCGUCAAGGUUAAAGGGACCUGGACCAUGGUCUACUGCGUGAUCCCGCUUCCUUUCCUCCUGGUCGGCUUCAAGAUCUACUGCAUGCGGAUUUUCGACGCCGACAUCCGCUACUACAACCGCGACAACCUCUCCGAUGCCGAGGCCCUGGCGCCGUCCAGCUCCAGCAAGAAGGCCGCAGAUCGCCUCAGCUCGCGGUUCGGCCACCCAGCGCUCUACCGACCACUGCCCACCCCGAUGGUGCACGCACGCGCCGCCGACGCCCUCAAACGCCUCUACCGGGGGCGUCUCCACGCUUCUUUCGACGGGUCCGGCGGCGACUACUCCGACAUCGCGUUGGACCCCAUGACGGCCGACCAGCCAGGCAAGACGAAAUUCGCCGCGGACACCGCACCACCGCCGACGGGCCCCUCGGCGCCCUUCGAAGUCGUCCCAGAGAACCACCUCGACUUUGCCUACUUCAAGGACCGGCCCGACUUCCGCGACGAGUUCGGCGGCGGCAUCUACGGCCGGCCGGAAGACCUAAUGACCGAGCGGUCACAGACCCCGCGUUCCGCCUGGUCGCCAACCUCCUCGCGGGCAUCCUCCCCAGCCCCAUCCCUCCCAUCCGUCACCAGCCUCAAACCUUACGAGCCGAGCGACGCACCGGGGUUCGAACACAUCCACCCAGCACUCCGACCAUCCCUCUCCCGCGGCGACAGCGGCCCAAUCAUCGGACGGGGACUGUACGCCUCAGGAGACGAGAGCGAGACGCACCUGCUCAGCCAGACGCAGGGACCUCCGAUCGCCGAACCGGUGCCGUUGGCGCGGUGGCGGACGGGUGGAUAUGGACCUGUUGGACAGGAAGAUCCAGGGACGUCAUACGAGCAGUAUCGGAGGGGAUUAUAAUCCAUUCCCCUUUGUCCCUUUUUUUUUCAUUCAUCUUUGUUGAGUCCGUGUCAUCAAUGUUGGUACGAUGUAUAUGUUUGGAGCGUUGUGCGACAAUUCAUUAGCUAGGCGUUAUAUAGGUAUAGAUAGAUCUAGAUCUAGAUCCUGGAUGGGCUGGAUGUGAUUAGUAAGGUGUUAGUAAUACAUAACUAUCAGAUCAUCUCA